This is a messenger RNA of Sebastes umbrosus (honeycomb rockfish), 1901 nucleotides long. It is a transcript of the gene ypel3, whose product is annotated as yippee-like 3. The transcript is spliced from 5 exons. Bases 443 to 802 code for a protein of 119 amino acids. The record is from RefSeq and is a predicted model, not a curated record. NCBI's taxonomy places the organism in Eukaryota, Metazoa, Chordata, Actinopteri, Perciformes, Sebastidae.
AUUGGUUGACCCACAUUCCCGACGUCACCGGCCGCCUGUGAUUGGUCGACGGGGAUUUGUUUUGCACUCUUCAGACUUCCUCCUUUCUGCGUGUUUUCAUAAACAAACCACAUAUUUCUCCCGCUUGGGCCGCCGCGCUGCCGUCCUGCCAUCCUGUCAGCCUGCCAGCACUGUCGGACUCCUGCUCCUAGUUUUACCGGAGGCCGUGGAGGAGCUUUGAGAGCCGGUUUUAACGUAGAAAGACGCGGUUAGUAACCGGGGCUCCGCAGCAACAACAACCAGCAGCAGGCUGUCUGUGUUGUCUUUAUUGUCCGAGCGUCAACGCGUGGUCGACGGUGCGACCGAGCUGACCUGCUGUUACCUGCUUUCAUUAGAUGAUCUUCAUCUGUCAGUCACAUCUGUCCAGCUGUGUAGACUGAGAGGAGCUCCGGUAGCAUCAGACAUGGUGAAGCUGACAAAGGCCAAGACAUUCCAGGCUUACCUGGACUCCUGCCACCGUCGCUACAGCUGUGUGCACUGCCGCGCCCAUCUGGCCAACCAUGACGAUCUAAUUUCUAAAUCUUUCCAAGGCAGUCAGGGCCGAGCCUACCUCUUCAACUCUGUGGUGAAUGUCGGCUGUGGUCCUGCGGAGGAAAGGCUGCUGCUCACAGGACUUCACGCAGUCGCCGACAUCUACUGUGAAAACUGUCACACCACGCUGGGUUGGAAAUAUGAACAAGCUUUUGAGCUGAGUCAGAAGUACAAGGAGGGGAAGUUCAUCAUCGAGCUGUCCCACAUGAUAAAGGACAACGGCUGGGACUGAGCGGGGAAACCUUCAUCUUUCUUCAUGACUUUGUUUCUUUCAAAAGUUGCAUCCCCUCGACUUAAAAAGGGUUCCAGUGUAGCUUCCUCAUCCUGCGUACGAGCCAUCGCUGUGCCACACUUUCACUUCGUACGGCUUCGCCAAGAAAUAGCAUGUGAUGCCUUUUUAUCUUUUUCUGUUCUUCAUGUUUUUUCCAGCGACCACAUCAACAACACAUUUGCUGAUAUUGCUAUCCCCAAUUGCUAGUUGUGCUGGGACAUGGACUGAAUGAGUGCAGGGGGGUUUGUGUGUGAAAGACUGGGAACAUGUAGUCACACAGGCGCGUGUGCAUGUUGGGUUUUAAAGUGUUUGAGUGAUGGCCGCUAAACAGCCCCGCUGUGUGGGAGGGGGGGCGAGGCCAGUGCAAGUCAAAUAUUCUGACCUUCUUACACAGCAGAUGCAGGUAUUUGGGGUUUUCCUUUUUGAGAUUAAGGUGCACAUUUAGACGUAUCUGGCCCAAGCUGAGUAAAGUAUGUAGGCCUGUUUAACCCCUUAGAUCAUUUCUGAGUGAUGGGAAUGCUUAAAGCAGUGGGAGGGCUUGUUUUUUUUUUUUAUCAGUGAAAUUCAUGUUUUUUAUGGUAAAAUCAGUUACACUUGUUCAUAUUUUGCUAAAGGCAAUCAGGAGGUUGAAUUAGUGAUGUUAAAGCCCGUAAACGUCUCCUGCAAGAAUUCUUAAAUCUGGAGUAUGAGUGUCUUCUGCUUGUAGGUAUACAUUUUAGUAUGUGUGUGUGUGUGUGUGUGAGUGUGCUGAGAUGUCUUAAGCUGGAUGGUGUUGAGAUGCAUUAUAGCCUUGGGGUUCACAUCUAGAGUUUUCCGCUGCACAGUUUGGGAUGUCUUCACUUUUACUUCAUGCUGAUGAGAUCUCUCCUCCAUGUGUUUGUGUAUAUACAGGCUAACACGGAGCUGCCCCCUACAGAUACAUUUACUCAAUCGUGUUAGAGCAAAAGUGUGAUUAGGAUUAUGUAGCAUAUUUAUGGUGAUUUUUAAUGUCUGCUUCUUUCAUUAAAGUGUAUUAUUUUAACCUAAUCUUUCAUUAAAAUACAGCGUGUCUGUAACUUGC